AUGGAAUCUGCGGAUGAUGCCGCCGGCAACCACCGCCGCCCUCUACCUGAACUCAAGGCCGCCUUGCAAGCAACUGCGAACGCCCGUGGAACUGCAUAUAACUCUAGGGAGGCCGUUAUUUUCUAUUUUGAAAAUGACAACACUGGAGCCAAGAGUGAUGCAAAUUCGCUGGUCUGGUGCCUCGAAGAUGUUUUCGGCAUCCACACGACUGUGAUCGAGUUAAAAGCAAACGACCAAAUGCCUGGACUUACUCUAGCAUCGACUGUUACUGAUAUCGUCAUGAAAAUCAAGUCACCUCCUAAGCGUCUACGGUCCUUGCUUAUCCUCGCAUAUGCUGGGCAUGGAGAGCUUGAUCCUACUACUGGCUUUGUUAAACUCAUUGCUGGCGUCGGCCGACAAAAUAUCCAAUGGUCGUAUCUCCACAGUUCUUUCUUCAGUGAUACCAACUAUAUGUUUAGUAACAUCGACACCCUUGGUAUUCUAGAUUGUUGUUAUGCAGGAGCAACCCGUGAUAAGGGCCAGAGGUCAUCCCAAGUCCUUUCAGCUUGUGGCAGAGAUGAAAAAGCUCGCUCGCGAUCUGAUGGAGUACGAUCAUUUUCACAGCGUCUCUUCCGUGCAGCAAGAAACCUAAGCAAAACAGAAACGUCAUAUAUCACUAUUGAAAUGCUCGUUGCUGAAGUCAACCGGGAGAAACCAGAUGGCGCUCCUGAAGCAAAGCUGACCAACCAUGGGGGAACAUCACCAAUCUCGCUUCCCCUGAAGGAUACCCAGACUACGCCACACCAACGCCCAACGCCCAACACACUCGGUAUAGACGCUACAACGGAGAGCAUUCUAGUUGAGCUGACGAUACCAGGUGCACAUUCCCAAGUUCUCGAAGAAUUUAAGGACGUUAUAGCCGCGUUACCGGCCCAAUUCCAGGUUGAAAUCGUGGACGCCUAUCAAUCGCGAUCAGUACUGCUCUUGCUCCGUAUGUCCGAAGUGACAUACUGGCGAUUGUCUGCCGGGGUUGACUUCCAUUUAAUCGGUAGGAUUUCUGGCCCAUCGCUGAUUAAACCACUGGCAGAUAUCCGUCCUCAGCGUCUUGGGGCUAAAGAGAAUGUGCGCCCCGGCCCAAGUAAAGAAGGGGCGUAA
Penicillium argentinense is the source of this 1134-nucleotide messenger RNA. RefSeq lists its product as uncharacterized. The transcript is spliced from 2 exons. The coding region runs from base 1 to 1134 and encodes 377 amino acids. The record is from RefSeq and is a predicted model, not a curated record. NCBI's taxonomy places the organism in Eukaryota, Fungi, Ascomycota, Eurotiomycetes, Eurotiales, Aspergillaceae.